Molecule: messenger RNA, 1249 nt
Organism: Anoplopoma fimbria (sablefish)
Lineage: Eukaryota; Metazoa; Chordata; Actinopteri; Perciformes; Anoplopomatidae
Gene: mien1
Product: selenoprotein W, 2a
Exons: 4
Biological process (GO): negative regulation of apoptotic process; positive regulation of filopodium assembly
Source: RefSeq, a predicted model, not a curated record
CGGCACCGUGUUACAAAAACAACGCUCUCACCGGGUUAUACACUCAGCUUUGCACCGCUGAGACAGCAGGCCGGGUAGACAAACAGCAGCAAUGGGGUUGACAGUAAAAGUCGAAUAUUGUGGUGGAUGAGGGUACGAACCCCGCUACCGGGAGCUCCAUGACUUUGUCAAGGAGCGGUUUCCCGAUGCGGAUGUGUCAGGCUUCGUGGGAAGACAAGGCGACUUUGAGAUUGAAAUCAACGGGCAGCUGAUCUUCUCCAAGAAGGAGGUGGGGGGGUUUCCAUAUGAGAACGACGUCUUGGCUGCAAUUGAGAGUGCCCACGAUGGCAAACCUGUACAGAAGAUCACCAAAAGCAGACCACAAUGCGUCAUCAUGUAAACUUCCACCAGUCCUGCAGCAUCAACACUGGCCAGUGCAACUGUAUACUGCCAAUGCCACCUCUGGUCUACCUCCAGCCCUGCUAAAAUCAGGCUGGGGUAAAACCUUGCUUUAUACAAAGCCAACAGAGAUGCACUACGGCCAGUAGCUGCUUUCACCAACCGUCUGGCUCCCCCUCUCUGGUCUUAUUGUGGUUCUCCAGGCUGUUAAUGAUUACUGUAGCCUAAAAGCUUAAAGGUUAUAGUAUGAUGAAUCCAUUCCUGGAAGUCCUGUAUUAUAGGAUUUGAGACGGGGAGAAGAUGUCGCAGAAGGAUUGAAGGGAGUUCACUUUUCCUACAACCUCAUUGCCUGAUAUUCUCUCAACUGCCUAAAUAUUUUGUUUUUCCAAGUCUUUGUUUACUGCUCUCAUGCAAUUACCAGUUUUCACAGAAUGCAAGCACCAUGCAAAGUGGAUGUCAAUAUUUUUAAAAGGGAGACUUCCGCUUGGUUUCUGCCUCUGCAGCGCUCUGAUGAAUAAUCUGUUCCAGGAUAUAAUUGAAACAUUACUGUAAGGGUUGUGGCUAAUGAAGACAUUUUGUAUCAUUUGUGGUUGUUAAAUGAAAAAAUAAUCUUGGAAUAGUGUCUUUCUCCAUAUCAAAUUGGAAUACUCUUCUGAUGUCAAUUUAAAAUGUUUUUAUAAAUGAAAAGCUACUCUGUAUUUCAAACUGUCAGGUACUAGAGCGAUCAUUGCAAGUGCUUCUGAAGACCACCACCCACUGGUCUGUCAGCUCACACUUAAUUUAGAUGUCUGCUCAUUUGCCUCAAAAUCAUCUCGAAGUUCCCUCAGAUGUCUGACAACUUUCCACUUUAAAUAAACAUACUGUAAUAGUU